AUGGGCUCCGUUUCCUUGUCUGAGAUGCAGAAUCCCUCAUGUCUCCUGUGCGGCCCGUUUGACGCGAGAUUCGAAGAUAGACCCCUUCCAGAGAUCGAGGAUCCAUCCGACGUGAUCAUUCGCAUCGCAUACACAGGCGUCUGUGGAAGCGACGUCCAUUUCUGGCUCCAUGGCGGAGUCAAACGCCUUGUAUCCCCCGAGCAACCGAUCGUCAUGGGCCACGAAGCGUCUGGCAUCGUCCACGCCGUUGGAUCAUCGGUUUCCACUCUCCAGCCUGGAGAUCAUGUCGCCAUUGAACCGGGUUACCCGUGCCACCGGUGUCCCUGCUGCAAGAGCGGCCGGUACAACCUCUGCCCGCGGAUGAAGUUCGCUGCGGCCCCGCCUAGCUGCCACGGCACGUUGACCAAGUACUUCCGUCUGCCUGCGGACUACUGCUAUAAGAUUCCCCCAGGGACGUUAGGGCUAGACGAGGCGGUGCUGAUGGAACCGCUGGCGGUUGCGGUGCACUCGGUGCGACAGGUGGGUGUGCGGCCUGGGCAUCGGGUGGUGGUGUUUGGAGCGGGAACGGUGGGCUUGCUCUGUGCGGCAGUGGCGAGGGAGUUUGGGGCCAGGACGGUCGUUAUCGUUGACGUUAACCAAGCGAAGCUGCAAUUUGCGCGGUCGUUCCUCGCGAGCGAGGAGAUGGUCUUAGGGACGUUUGUGCCGGAUGCUUCCAGGUCUUCGGAGGAGAAUGCCGCCGCUUUGCUGGAGGAGUAUGACCGAGUGGAGCACCGGAGCGACGAGAUACCCGGUUUUGAUGUCGUCAUUGAGGCUACGGGUGCGGAGCCUUGCAUUCAGAUGGGGAUUGAGGUGCUUCGGGUUGGGGGGGCGUUUAUCCAGACGGGGCUUGGGAAGCGGAAUGUGAGCUUUCCCAUUUGCACGGUUGCAGAGAGGGAGAUUGUGGUGAAGGGAUGCUUUCGUUAUGGACCUGGGGAUUUUCUGAUGGGCCUGCAGUUUGCGGUUGAGGGGAGGAUUCCUGUCAGGCAGUUCAUUACCAAGGUGUUCCCUUUUGAGAGUGCGACGGAGGCUUGGGAGACGACGAGGCGAGGAGAGGGCAUCAAGACCUUGAUUGAGGGUGUCCAGUGA
This is a messenger RNA of Aspergillus pseudoviridinutans, 1125 nucleotides long. RefSeq names its product NAD(P)-dependent alcohol dehydrogenase. The transcript is spliced from 2 exons. Gene Ontology annotation, biological process: D-sorbitol catabolic process. The record is from RefSeq and is a predicted model, not a curated record. Gene Ontology annotation, molecular function: L-iditol 2-dehydrogenase (NAD+) activity; zinc ion binding. NCBI's taxonomy places the organism in Eukaryota, Fungi, Ascomycota, Eurotiomycetes, Eurotiales, Aspergillaceae. The coding region runs from base 1 to 1125 and encodes 374 amino acids.